This is a messenger RNA of Drosophila obscura, 1245 nucleotides long. RefSeq lists its product as uncharacterized. The transcript has a single exon. The record is from RefSeq and is a predicted model, not a curated record. Bases 1 to 1245 code for a protein of 414 amino acids. NCBI's taxonomy places the organism in Eukaryota, Metazoa, Arthropoda, Insecta, Diptera, Drosophilidae.
AUGUCGUCGGCCGCAGUAUCGGGUCUUGGGGAUUCCAGUUUUGUAUCGGAGGGCUAUACUGUGGGACUCAACUUGCAGUCCCAAGCCUCUGACUACAGUACCAGUUUCGUCGCGUUGGUAGCUCCCACAAUCACCGAGCAGCAGCCCAGCUUUUCAGUUGACGUUUCUGGUUGGAAAAUUCCGCCGAAUUUACCAUUGGCAGAUCCGCAGUUCUUCAGGCCACAGCGUAUUGACCUGCUCAUUGGGGCUAGCCUAUUCUUCGAGCUGCUGUGCAUUGGCCAAAUCAAAUUGGAUGUUGGCUUGCCAUCGCUUCAGAAGACUCGCCUUGGAUGGGUGGUUUCAGGAGGUGGUCAGCAAACGCGUAGGACAGCCUUACUUGAGGCUCAGGCCUCAUCUGACGCCAGGCAGGAGUCUCUUGAUCAAGUGGAACUGUUACUGAGGCGUUUCUGGGAGGUUGAAAGUUCCACUGAAGAUUCGGUGAUGGUCAAGCAGGAGGAUGUCGAUUGUGAAGAUCACUUCAAAGCAAAUUUCUCGCGCCUGUCAUCUGGAGAGUUUGCCGUGAAGCUGCCCAUCAAGAAAAGUUUGGAGAUCUUGGCAGUCUCAUACACGCAAGCAUAUCGGCGGUUCCUCAACUUGGAGCGGAAACUUGAGCGUCGUCCGCAGCUGAAGGCUCAGUACGCAUCUUUCAUUAGGGAGUACCAAGAGCUUAAUCAUAUGUCGUUGGUGGAAUCAGAACUGCUCAGUCGUUGUCGCUAUUUUCUACCGCAUCAUUGCGUGUUUAAGGAGGACAGUACGACCACCAAAUUGCGGGUCGUGUUCGAUGGAUCUGCCACAACAUCAACAGGUUUUUCGUUAAACGAGGUCCUAAUGGCGGGGCCUACUAUCCAGCCAAAGCUGCUACAUACGCUGCUUCGUUUUCGUACGUUCCUCAUUGCGCUGACUGGUGACAUUUGCAAGAUGUACAGGUGUGUCCGAGUAUCUGAGCCGGACAAUUACCUGCAGUGCAUCUUAUGGAGGGAUUCCCCUAACGAGGAUGUGAAGGCGUUCAAGCUCGACACAGUAACAUAUGGGACCAAACCGGCUUCCUAUCUUGCAAUUCGUUCCAUGCUCCAAUUGGCAGAAGAAGAGAGGACUGCAUUUCCCAUUGGCUCGGAAGUGUUGACCUCCAACUUCUAUGUCGACGAUUUGAUGACUGGAGGAGGAUCUGUAGAGGAAGUACGCGAAAAGAUGAGGCAGACAUCCUAG